Paramecium sonneborni is the source of this 9261-nucleotide messenger RNA. The record is from the annotation of a GenBank genome assembly. Lineage: Eukaryota; Ciliophora; Oligohymenophorea; Peniculida; Parameciidae.
AUGUUAAAAACAAAAUUCAUGAUGCAAAGCAAUCUAUUUGUUACCAUUUAGUUGUUUUUAAUAAUUUAACUGACUUUUUCCUCCUUUUCUAAUUAUGAAGAGGCAAUUUUGUCUUCAAGUAUUGAAAUUACAGAGUAGACAAUCAAUUUUAUUGACUCAGAUGAGAAAGACACAUAUGGUAUAGGAUUUUGGAGUAUGUGUAUUCCUUUAAAAAUUCCAAGAAAGAACAGCGAUUUUGAAAUACCAUUCAAUAAGGACCUGAAAGAAGAUGGGGAAUUGUUAUUGUUAAUAAAAGAUUCUGAUACAAAUAACAAUCUAGUUGUAGUUUAUAAGAUCUUAGAUUAUAUUAAUCUGAAGGUUGGACAUAUGAUAUAAUAUAUGAAUGAUGAUUCAUAUGAGAAUUUCAUAUCUAAGUUUGAUGGUUUAUAUUACGAAGGAUAAUGGAUUUUUCAUUUAAUUAUGAUAUAACCAAUAAAAGGAAUCAUAAUGAUAGAAGUUGGUGGCCAAAGUAAAAAUUCUCAUAUUAUUAAUACAAAAUUCUAAUAAAAUUUAAAAAUUAUUUAAGGAGGGAGAGGAUAUGUAAUAAUUUGUAUCUAUAAAGAUAAAUGAGUUGAACUUAAAUUAUUUUAAAGGAUUGUUGUCUAAGUUGAUAUUUCUACCAAACUUCUUGUACGAAGAUAAUUCUUUUGAAAAUAUCAUGAUUGAUAAUACAAUCCCUUAAAAAUAUGAGAAAGAGCAAAAAGUUUAAAUUGUAAAAGGAUUUCAAAUAUUUAAUGACUAAAAGACUCUUUACAAUGUUAUAGAUUAAUAUGGAACAAAGUACUGCUUAUCUGGAUGGGUAAAAUAUAAUUUUAAUAAUGAUGAUGAAGGGCGAUUUACUUUUCUGAGAAUGACUAGCUUUUUAAAUUAUGAGGAAAAGAAAAAAUUAGGAGACGAAUUAUUUAGUAUUAAUGUAUUUUACUCAUAAAUCAAUCCUAUUGAAACUUAAAUAAUUGUACACACAGAUGCCUAUAGUAUGCCUGUUUAAUUAUCCUUCUAAUCAUAAUAUGAUUUAACAUUUUAAGGAAUUUAGAAUCCCAAAUAUUAAGUAGUAGAAUCGACUAAGAUAUUUGAGAAUGCAGAUGAUUUUCGAUAUUUAGAAGGAUUAUAAUAAUGGCAUUAUGUUUAAUAUGAAUAUGGUAGAAGUAAUAUUGAUGAAAGAAUGCUACUUUAAAUAUAAUUCUAUAAUUAAUUGGGGCUUCUAAGAGAAAAACUUGGAAAUGACAUAUUUCGAGGUUCAUUUGUAAAUCACAGAUUUAAUUUAUUUUUUGGAGGAGAUAAUCUGAAUAGUAAAUCUUUAUAGAUAGAAGUCUCUGAUUUUCAAUUUCAAUUUAAUUAUAAUGAUGAUAAAGAAUUAUAAUUAGGUAAAAUGUGUUACUUAUCUAGAUUGCCAUUUUAAUUGUUAAACUUGUAAAGGACCUUUUGAAAAUGAUUGCACUAGUUGUGAUGAUUAAUUAAAUAGAUAUUUAUAAACAGAAAUCUCUAUGUGUAAAUGUAAAUAAGGAUACUUUGAUUUUGGUGAAGCAAUAUGCACUGAUUAAUUUUAUUCAUCAGUUUAAAUAGAGGAAAUAAAAAUUUAGAAUCUUAAUAUUUGCCCUCUUGGUUAUUUUAGGCUACCUAUAGAUGAUAAUUAUUAUGAAUGUAAAUAAUGGUACUUUUAUAAAUAUUUAUUCAAAGCCCUUAAUAAAUGACAUCAUCAUCUAUGUUAUGUGCAGAAUGUUAUUUCUAUUCUAAAACAUGGUACUUAAAACCAGUUUGUAAAUUAGAUCUAAUUACAAUAAGAGAGACUUAAGACCAAGCAUUUCAUUAAGUAGCUCGAAAUCCAUUAAAAUAUGAUUUGUACACAAUUGGAUAUGACAGAGAAUUAAAUUUACGUUUGGAAUUCGAAGAUUUUUGUAUUUAUAGUCCUAUAACAAACGAACCUUGCUUCACAUUUUCUUUUAUUCAUUUAGGGAGCGAAACAUAGAUGAGAUGUAAAUCAAAUUACUAUAUUGAUAUUUGGAAUUAUUAAUGUAUCAAAUAUAAGAAAAUAUGCUCUUUAUAUGAUUCUUUAGGGGGUUGUACAACUUGUUAUGCAGGAAAGUACUUAAAAAAUCGAUCAUGCUUAGAUUGUUCUAUAGGAUGUUAAACAUGUUCCGAUGCCUAAAUAUGUGUUAGUUGCUUGAAAUUUUAUAGCUUAUUAAAUAAUAAAUGUCAAAUGUGUAGUCAAUUUUGUGAAAUUUGCUAAAGUUAUUAUGAUGAUUAUCUUGGGUAAAACUAUUUCAGGUGUAUCAAAUGCAUUGAUGAAUCAAAAUAUAUAUUGACACUUGAUGGGAAAUAAUGUAUAUUCAAUUAGAUUACUAAUUGUGUUUAUGCAUUUUAAGCUUUGAAAGAAGAUUUAACAAUAAACACUAUUGAUAUUAAUUAUUAACCUCAAUUUGAUGAAAGUUAGAUAGUAACUUUAUGUGCUAAAUGUGAUGCUUCAUUUGUUUAUGUCUUUGAAACUAAUGAAUGUGUUAAAGAUGAAUCAAUUUAAGAUUGUGAUGUUGGUAUAGGAUAUCUAAAUGAAAAUGAUAAUUCAUUAAAAUCAACUAUUUGCUUAAGUUCUUCAUAGUAGAAAAAUGAAGUAGUAUAAUUUUCAGAACAUUGCUCAACUUAUAAUAAUAAUUGUUAAAUUUGUUUGUAAACAGAUGCAAAAGAUAUUUAUACUUGUUUGCAAUGUUUAAAGGGAUAUUAUGUAACAAUUCCAUCUGGGAUAUGUAUGGAAUGCCCAAAAGAACUUAGUUGUAAGACUUGUUAUUCUCAACAUUCUAUUUUAAAAGAUAGAUGGAAAAUAUCAAUUAGAGCAUUUUACAGAAAAUAUAUUGAAGCAAAUGGAUACCAUUAAUAUACAAUUUUUGGUCAAAGUUAAAAUGCAAAUGAUUCUGAAGUUAUCUGUUCCACUUGUAUAAAUGGUUUUAAACUACAUGAUAAUAAAUGUAUUUAAUAUUGUUCAGAAACAUGUGUUGAAUGUGUAUUUUAAAAUAACAAUUAUCUUUGUAAUAAAUGUCAAUAUGAAUAAAGAGGAAGAAAAUUAACUUUGAUAAAUAAUGAAUGUAUAGAAUGUCCAGAAAAUUGUGCACUUUGUAGGUUGCGAACAAAUCAAGAAAUCUAAUAAAUUAAUCCUCUAUUUAAUAAUACAAAAUAUCAAAAAUACACUUACCAAUGCUUGAAAAGUUAUGAUGAUUAAUAAUACUAUUAUGAUGAAGAUUUUGGAUUGUUUAUUGAAUGCAAAUAAGAUGAUUAAGGUUAAGGUUGUUAUAAAUAGCUAAUUAUUUCUUUAAAUUUAUAUGGUGAAGCUUGGAAGUAUUUGGAAGAUUUAUCAUCUUUACAAGAUGAUUAAUCGAAGAGUAAAUUUUUAAAAGAAAAUAUAGAACUUACAACGCUUAUUUCAUAUAACUCCAGCUUUUAGGAGGUAUUAAAUAAUUAAAUUUUAGUUUGAAAAUGAUGAAUUUUACUCAAUGGCUAAUUCAAAAUUAAUUAAAUCCAUCAUAAUUAAAAUAACAAAUAAAGACAAAAUAGAAGAUUACAUAUAUAGAGGUGGUUACUUAAAAUAAAUAUUCUCCAACAAUAUAUUCACUUUAAAGUAUUCAUCAAUUUGUAUAUUAGAAAUGUUGAAAUAGAAUUAAAUCUUAAAUAUGAGACAAAUAUUUUUCCUCAAAUGGAUGUAGAAUUUAUAAAUUUUUCAAAAAUAACCUUUUCAGGAAUUGUAUUUUAGGUGACUACAUAAACAAAAUUUAUAUUCACAAGCUAUUUCUAAUAAUCUAUAAUUCUAAAUUAAAUAAGUUUUUUAUUGGCCCCACUAACAAAUAAUCGUAAUGUGAACUUUCAAUUUACUUUUAAAAAUAUUAGUUCCCUAUCAGUGAAUAAUUUGUUUAUAAAAAAUGUCUCAUUAAUUGACCCUGAAGCUUUUAUGAAAAUAGAAGAGACUACUUAUCCUAAAUCAUUAUUUUUAAAUAAUAUCACAAUUCUAGAAUGUGAUAUCAAAACUAUCUUUUUAUAUUUAGGAUUAGGGAAUCUCGAUAUAGUUGAAAUUAACAAUAUAUUUCUAAAUUCAAACUUCACUAAUUCAAGAUUUAUUUAGAUUUCAUAAAUGAAAGAAAAUGGUUAGAUUAAAUUAUCGAAUUUUGUUGUAGAAUCUAGUAAAAUUUUUGACUCUAAAUACUUUUUCAAUUUCGAAAGAGCCGAGCAUUUAGAAAUAAUUAAUUUUUAACUUCUUCAAACUUAAUUAAUUAAUUCAUCGUUUAUCUUAUUGAAUAGAAAUAGCUUUUUAGAAAAUGUGAAAUUUCUAAAAAAUGCAUUUUUGUUCCAAUCCUUUGGGAUAAUAAAUUAUAAUAACUAAUUAGAUUUAAGUAUAAAUUAGCAAUUUUAAAAUAUUCUUUUUUAAGAUAACUCUUAUAAUACUAUAAUUUAAUUCAUUAAACUAAAUAAAUACUAAAGCCUAACAUAGAAAAUUACUUUUAACUAAUUAAGCUUAAUAAAUAACGAAUAUACUAGUAAUAUUAUAAUUGAGAAUAGAAAGUAAGUGAAUUUUUCGUUGAUUUCAGUUCAAUAUGAUUACAUAUAAUUAACAAAUUUAGUUAUCAGUCGUGGUUUUGGUUUAAAUGAUAUUUGGUUAUACGACUCUUUAUAAAUUUUAAUUGAAAAUGGAACUAUCUAUCAAGAGAAAUAUAGAUUUUUAGGAUUGCAUAAACUACUUUAUUGUUAAUUGAAACAAGUAAAUGCUUAAUAUUAUUCGACUACAUUUAAAAUUGGCUCAUCGAAAAUAAUAGAGAUGAAAAAUCUGACAUUCAUAAAAGUUUUAUCUUAUAAUUUUCCAAUUAUUGCUAUUGAUUCAGCCGAUUCAAGUAUGUUGAAUUAGAGUGAAGCAAUAAAAUUAUAGGAUUUAUCAUUUAUUUCUAAUUUGAUUCUUUAUACUGAAACCUUAUUUGUGACAUCUCUUAUUUAAAUAUAAUCAUAAUAAUAGGUGCUUAUUUAAAUUGAAAACAUUGAAUUUUCAAAUAAUGUUUUUCAUCAAUAUGCUAAAUACAAUAACAAAAAUACUGCAGGACUAUUAUUCAUUAUCUGUUCAAUUUGUAAAAUAUAGUUGAUUAAUUCAUAAUUUUUAAAUAAUAUAGUUUUAAAUAGCAGUUCGAGUAUCAUUUAUAUUGAAACAAAGGAAUUAUUAAUCAGUAAUAAUGUUUUUUACAACAAUAGUAUUUUUGUUUAUGAAAUACUAUAACCCCAUUUAUUAUGGGGUUUUAAAUCUUCGGUAUCAUAAGAAAUAAUAAAAUCAAUAUUUGAUAUCUAAUCUAUUUCUGGAGUGGGUUAACUACAUACUGAAAAAAUUGUAAUUUAAAAUAAUACCUUUAUAAAUUCUUCAGGUUAAUCUGGAGGGGCCUUCUCCAUUUAUUCUUAUGGAGAUGCAGAAAUAACUAUAUAGGAUAAUAUUUUUGAAGGAAUAUCUACUUAUUUCUAAAAUGAUAGAGAGUAUGGAGGUGCAAUAUAUAUUGAUGGAUCAUAAUCUUCAUCCAUUUAUAUUGAAAUCAAGAAUAUUAUAGGCAAGAGAAUAUUUUGUAGAGGGCUUGGAGGAUUUUUAUAUAUUAAAUCUAGAUCCUCUUUAUCAAUUUUAACUGUUUUCAACUUGAAUUUCUAAGAUAUUUAUGCCCAAUAAGGAUCUUUAAUUUAUGUUUCUUUUACAAAUUUUGAAUAAAAUAGAUAGAAUUUUUAACUUUCAUAAUCAAUUUUGGUGAAUACUUAAAUAGGUUUUUUAGAAUUUCUUGACAAUUUUAAAGUAUUUUCUAUUUAAUCAGAAAUAUAUAAUUUAAUAAAUAAUAGAGCUCUAAUUUAUGUAGAAUUUGGAUCUUUGAUAUAAAUUAGCAGUUUUUUAAUAAAUAGUAUUUUUUUUGAAGCUUUUUCAGUUUUUUAUGAAACGACAUCUGUAUAUCUAUCAAAUAUUUAAAUAUUAAAUUCUUAAAUCAGCAAUAAACUAAUAUCCAUUAAAUUAUUUACAGGUAUCAAUAUAUUAAUAUGUUAGUAACAAAUUGCCAAUUAAAUUUUUAAGAUAUUUUAUUCAAAUCUAUUUAUGUAGGAUUAAAUGAAACGAAUUUGACAAAUUAAAGUUGUUUGAAUUAAAAUCCAUCUUUUAUGGAUAUGAUCUAUUAUUGUUUUGAUGAAAUCAUCAAUGCACCUAUUAAUUUGGAUCAUUAUCAAUAUUAAAUUGAAAAAUUUUAAAAAGCGUUUUGUGUCUAUUAAGAAAUUAUACAAUACAUAGAUGAUUCGAAUUCAGGAUUAAUUUUGUUUAAUAAUUUUACUAGCCAAGACAUCAUUUAAAUGAGCUCUUUAUCUUUUGUUGAUAUAUAAUGUUCACAAUGCCAAAAUGGGUUGAUAUUUCUAUAAUUUUAGAAUUCAAAAUCUUAGAUUUAAUAGUAAAUAAUUACUUCUCUUUUGGUACAAAAUUCAACUUGUGGUAAGUAAGGAUGUUUAAAUGUUGAAAAGAUUUCAAAUAAGAAUAAUCGAUUACUAAAUGAAUUUUAACUUUAUAGAUUGAAUUACGAAUUAAUAAUUAGAAAUUAUAUUUGCUAAAAUAAUACUGGUACUCAAGGAACUUGUUUAAAAAUUUAUGAAAUAUAAACACUUUUAGAGAAUAUUCUGUUUUAAUAUAAUGAAGCUACUUAAGAAGGAGGUUCUAUCUAUGUGAAAGGAAAUUAAUAUUUAAUAAUAUAAAAAAGCAUCAUAUAAUUUAACAAGGCUUUUAUAGGGGGAGGAUUGUAUAUUGAGGAAUAAGUCGCAAUUAACUAUUAGAAUGGGUAAACUAAAGUAUUAAAUAAUAUGGCUGAAGUUUAUGGUAAUGAUAUAGCUUCAAUUCCUUAAUAACUUUCAUUAAAAAUAAAAAAUGAAUCUUAAAUUUUAUAUACAAUAACCAAAAUCAGCAAUUCUACUUUAAAAAUACAAGAAAUAGAAGUUAAACCAUAUGUUGGAAUAAAUGGGAAAAUGUUGAAGUAUAUUUAUCUCCCAACAGGAUAGAAAAUUUCAACUUAUAAUAUUUUUGAUUGGAAGAAUAAAAUUUACUACAAAUCCAAUUUAAUUUUCAGAGUUUUUGCCCUAGAUGGUGAUAUGAAUACUAUUUAAAAUCUAAAUGAUUCUUAAUGUGAAAUACAGAGUAGAAUACUAAAUAUAUCAAAGGAUAAAGAUGAGGAUUAAGAAUUUACAAAUAAUUAUACUAAUAUUCGUAAUAUAACUUAUAAUUUAAGUACAUAAAAUUAUAAUCUUGAUGAUAUGAUAGUCUAUUUUGAUAAUUAAGCCCCAUAAGAUAUUGUUCUUUAAAUAUAAUUCAUUUGUAACUCUAUAAGAAUACCUAUUUAUAAUCUUGAAAAUCCAUUAGAAAUUGUUGAUUACCAUUCAAAUUAUAAACUUCGUGUUAAUAUAAAGACAUAUGAUUGUUAAUUUGGAGAAAUUAAAAAUAUUACAAAUUUUUCAUGUGAAAAAUGCGAUCCUGAUCUUGGUUUAUUCUCUUUAAAAUUAAACUCUCAAAAAUGUGACAUUAAAAAUGAGUUAACUACUUUGAAUAUUAAAGACAAUUAAUUAGUUUUGAGACCAGGAUACUGGAAACCAUACUUUGAUACAAUAGAUAUUGCCUAUUGUCUCAAUCUACAAGAAAACUGUUUAGGAGGAAUAAACGAAGGAGAUACCUCAUGUUAUAUUGGCCAUAUUGGAGCACUUUGUGAAUAAUGUGAUUUAUACGAUAUAAUGGGAAAUGGAUAAUAUUCAAUUGUUAAGAAAUUUCAAUGCGGUCCUUGUGUUGAAAAGGGAAGAAAUAUCUUUAUUAUUUUAGGAAUCAUUAUUUUAACACUUAUUUUUCUAUUGAUCUCAGUCUAAGGAAAUAUAAAAACUAUUGAACAAUAUACAAAAUAUAUUCCUUUCAAAAUCUUGAAAAAUUCUAUUUUUAUGAACAAGAAUUAGUCUGGGAUGCUAAUUAAGAUGUUAACUAAUUAUUUUCAAAUUAUUGUAUCAAUUACUACAUUUUAAUUAAAAUUAUCUGAAGGAUUAAAUAAUACUUUAAAUGUUGCUGGAAACCCUCUUUAAACAUCUUCUUAUUCUUUGGAUUGCUUUUUAGUUGACUUAAAAGACUUAUAAAUAGAAUACGCUAGAAUGAUUUGGUAAACUGUCAUGCCAAUAUUAUAUAUCACUAUUUUUUUAGGUUUAUAUUCAUUAAUAAAUAUAUUAAAGAAAGAAAAAUUAAAUUCAAGUGUUGCAACAACAACCCUUAUAUAUAUUUACAUUUACUUUUAACCUAAUUUAGUUAAUGGAUUUAUUGAGCUUAUUUCUUAUAGAAAUAUUUCUGGUUUCAAAUGGAUUUAAGCUAAUGUAUCUUAAAGGUAUGAUACUACAUCACAUUAAAUAUGGAUGUUCUAAUUUUGUUUUCCUCUGAUUAUAUUUAUUUCAUUAAUAAUACCCUUUUACUUUUUCUUUGGUCUCUAUUUUAAUAAGAGUAAUCUUGAAAAAAAAAGUAUUAGACUUCAUUGGGGAUAUUUGUAUAAUGAAUACAAAGUAUAGGCUUACUUUUGGGAAUUAAUUAAAAUAAUCCAAAAGGAAUUAAUUAUUCUAUCUCUUGUCUAUUAUGAAGAAGCUAUUGUAUUGAAAGGAGUUCUCUUACUCUUUAUAACUUAUGUUUACUAAGAAUUAAAUUCUUAUUAUUAACCCUAUAAAUUAAAUAAUCUUAACAAACUAGAUUAUUAUUCUGCUAAUGUUAGUAUGAUAACUAUUGGUUUAGCAAUUGGAUCUUAUAUUUCUUAAUAAUCUAAAAUUGUAGAACUUUAGGUACCGUUCUAUAUUAUAAUGUCAAUAUUAAACUUUUUAUUUCUAUUCAGUAUCAUUUCUAAAAUCAUAAUUGAAUAUUCAAAAGAAUUUGAAGGACAUUUGGAAAAAAUUAAGUAUAAAAUUAGAAACAAAUUUCCAGAAAUUUCUUAAUAUGGUUGUUUGGGUAGACUACUUAAAAAUAGGGUAGAAUAGAGAAAAAAAGCAAUAAUGGCUUUUUAAAAAUUAAAAAAACUUGGAAUUCCUUUAGCAAAGAAAAUAAUCGAAAUGAGGAAAUCUUCAUAUGAAAUGAAUUCUAAAUUGAAAAUGUCUUAAACUUUAGAUCAUUUCUAUUAGCUUAAAUAAGAAGGUUUAGAUUUAGAAAAGUCUUCCUAAAAUAGAAUGCUGAGCGCAAAAAUUACGAAUUGA